Rubroshorea leprosula is the source of this 2481-nucleotide messenger RNA. Lineage: Eukaryota; Viridiplantae; Streptophyta; Magnoliopsida; Malvales; Dipterocarpaceae. The record is from the annotation of a GenBank genome assembly.
CAAACGAAGUGACGAGGCACCAACACCAAUUAUGGAAGAAUCAGAAGGAAAAUAGCAAUUGGGAGAGUCACUUUGAAUUCACUCUUUCUUCUAACCUUACCAAAGGGAAAAAAUUCUUCUUUUUUUAGAGAAACAGGGCCAGUACUGGAAUCGAAUUCUCCCUUUUGUAGCUGAGUCUAUGCAUUGACAGGUAGCAGGAGCAAUUGUGGGAAUUUGAUGGAAUUCAGAAUCAGACAGCACUGAGAAAAAAAAAAAAAAAAAAGCUCGAGAAUUGGUGGUGGGAAAUCUGAUUCUGCAUAAAUAGACAUGGGAAAACAGAGAUCACUUCGGAGCAAGGCUGUCCACUUUGUGUCUGAUCUCACCACUGUCCUCCUCAACCCCAUCUCUGAUAAACCCUCCAAGUCUCCAUCUUCUGAAGAUGAAACUGUGUCGAAAAGAAGUCAACAAGAAUCAGCUGGGGAAGAGGAUAAUGGUGAUACAGUUGAUGGGCCUGACACUUCUUCCUUUACUGCUUUCCUCUAUUCACUAUUGUCAUCUUCAGACUCGGGGCAUGGUUUGAAUCCUGAUGAGAAAAAUGAUAAUCGUGAGGAAACUGUUGAUGCAUCAUCUGACACAGCAAUGAAAGAAAAUGGUGGAAGGAAGAGCUUACUUUCAAGGGGUAAGCAAUCACUAAGAUCUCUUUAUCAAGCUGCUAGAAUCCGUGGUUAUAGAAAUCAAGAGCGCAAGGCUAAAUCUGAUAUGAAAAUUGGUGAUGAGGAUGAUGCUAAAUUUGAUGGGAUUGAGUCAAAGCAGAUGCAAAAUGAGGAGCAUGAGGCUUUGGUGGAUCUUCCAGACAUUUCUGAACCGUCCUUGCUUCUUACUGAGAAAACAAGAAGUGCCCUUUAUGUUUCACUUCCGGCUCUUAUUCAGGGGAGGAAAUGGUUAUUGCUCUACAGUACAUGGAGGCAUGGCAUAUCGCUUUCAACAUUGUACAGAAAAAGCAUGCUCUGGCCUGGCCUCAGUUUGCUGGUUGUUGGAGAUCGUAAAGGUGCAGUUUUUGGUGGCUUGGUUGAAGCGCCCUUAAGACCAACCAAUCAGAGAAAAUAUCAGGGAACAAAUAGUACCUUUGUUUUCACAACUACACCUGGCUACCCAGUUAUAUUCCGUCCCACAGGUAUUCCCCUCUUAUUCUAGCUAAUAAAGUAAAAGAAUCUGUGAAAUACCACUUCGGUUUCUAUGAAUCAGAAUGAUAUUACUUUAGAAUAUAUAUAAGAAUUUGGCUUGGAGAAAACAAAGGUUUUAAAUUUAUAGUUGUUGUGUUGAUAUAUGGUAAUACGUAUUAUGCAUGAAUGAUGGAAAGCCUGACUGCCAGCAGAUUGGUUUUAUUACUUGAAUUUGAAAUACAUCUUCUAUAGGUUUCUUUGAAGCAAAUAUGAAGAAGCUUACUCACCAGAUUAGAUCUGAACAUCUGUCUUUCAGACAUUUUGUCUUAAUAGUUGGUACUUGUAAAUCCUUGGCACCUCUUUCCUACCUUGUAAAUUGGAUAUAUUUAUGGCCAUAUUUGAAUAUCAAAUGCUAUAAGCCUUUAACUGCUAUUUGUUGUUCAGAAUCUUUCACUUAUGCUUAAAUAUAUUAUUCUCACUCACAUAUGACCUGUAGCAGAUUGGUAAAACAUAUGAAUGUCAGAAACUACUGCAGGAGAUUAGCUGAGUUCCUCUUUGAGUGAUUUUGAUAAAAUUGCAAAUAUGGAACUAGGUGCAAAUCGCUACUUCACCUUAUGCUUCACUGAAUAUCUAGCAAUUGGAGGUGGUGGCCAUUUCGCACUCUAUCUGGAUGGUGACUUGUGAGAUUUCUGCCAUGAACUGUUUUCUUCCCAGAUCCCCUUCCCAUCUUCCCAUAAAUUGUUGGGUUGUUUUUCCUUUUCUUUGGGAACUAAGUUGGUUUAGUUUAAUUAUACCUCCAGUUUUUAAGAAACAGAUCUGAUGAAAGCAAGUAUGUAAACGAUGCACUCGUUUCUCAUUUCUGACAUUUUCCAAAUUUUCAUACAAGGUUGAAUGGAUCAAGUUCAGUCUCAGAAACUUAUGCAAACCCUUGUCUUGCACACUCUGAAGACUUUGAAGUGAAGGAGGUUGAGUUGUGGGGCUUCGUUUACGGGUCGAAAUAUGAGGAAAUACUUGCUUUAAGCAGAACAGAGACGCCUGGAAUUUGCCACUGGUCAAUGUCUAACCAGUGAGUAACUGAAGCUGGAGUCUGCUUUAAAUAACUGUUUUCCACUUGAGUCGCUGCCCUAUUUUCCAAACUUGUAUAUACAAUUAUACAUGCAUAACCUUGUGAAUAGAUCAGAGCUAUGAAUUGACAGUGUAUCCCGCAGCAAAUGAAGAAUUUUCUCAAGUUUUUCCAUGAAUUCCUUUUGUCUCCCUUUCCUUUUUCUUUUUCUUUCUUUUUUUUUUUUUAAUUAUUUUUUGUUCUGCUCAGCAUCUGCAAGAAAUGGUAAAAGAUUUU